GGGGAGGAGAAAGAAAGGUUUUCUUCUGAAUGAGAAGCUCUCCCUUGCGGGGAGCAGGGCAGUGAGGCCAGGCGGGGGACGGAGAAGGGGGUGUGCUGAAAGGGGCAGCGUCCUAGUGGAGGGGCGGCGGGGGCUGGGUCCCCUGAGCCUCCUCUAAGGAGACAAAGCCAGUCCCAGGUGGAGGCUUUCUGGGGUCCAGCCCCACCUGUGCCUGUGUUGGAGAGGAGGACGGAAGAGGAGGAGGGACCCCAGCCCUGCCCUGUCCUGGGGGCCCCCUGUCCAACAGGAGAACUCCUGGCAGUUCCCGUGACCUCCUGGAAGAAGGAGACACCGCGCCGUGCAAAAUGCCACGAGUGAGGCGUGCUCGGGAGCCAUGGAUGCCGCCCUGCUCCUGAACGUGGAAGGGGUCAAGAAAACCAUUCUGCAUGGAGGCACAGGGGAGCUCCCAGACUUCAUCACGGGGUCCCGGGUGAUCUUUCACUUCCGCACCACGAAAUGCAACGAGGAGCGGACGGUGAUAGAUGACAGCAAGCGCGUGGGCCACCCCAUGCACAUUAUCAUCGGGAACAUGUUCAAGCUGGAGGUCUGGGAAGUGCUGCUGACGUCCAUGCGUGUCGGCGAGGUGGCCGAGUUCUGGUGUGACUCCAUCCACACAGGGGUCUACCCCAUCCUGUCCCGGAGCCUGCGGCAGGUGGCGGAGGGCAAGGACCCCACAGAGUGGCACGUGCACACGUGUGGGCUGGCCAACAUGUUCGCCUACCACACGCUGGGCUACGAGGACCUGGACGAGCUGCAGAAGGAGCCGCAGCCUCUGAUCUUCGUGAUAGAGCUGCUGCAGGUCGAGGCCCCGAGCGAGUACCAGAGGGAGACGUGGAGCCUGAACAACGAGGAGAAGAUGCAGGCCGUGCCCGUCCUCCACGGAGAAGGGAACCGGCUCUUCAAGCUGGGCCGCUACGACGAAGCCUCUCGCAAGUACCAGGAGGCCAUCGUCUGCCUGAGGAACCUGCAGACCAAGGAGAAGCCCUGGGAGACAGCCAUCAGGUGCCCAGGCCUGUCUCCGCCCUCCGGCCUCCCCCCUGCCAGCACCCUUGUGAAUGCACUGGCCUGCUGGACCAUCCAGCGCAGUGUCCCCACUCAGCGCCCUUAG
This is a messenger RNA of Ailuropoda melanoleuca (giant panda), 1147 nucleotides long. RefSeq names its product AIP like 1 HSP90 co-chaperone (gene AIPL1). Gene Ontology annotation, molecular function: protein binding; peptidyl-prolyl cis-trans isomerase activity. The coding region runs from base 374 to 1147 and encodes 257 amino acids. The record is from RefSeq and is a predicted model, not a curated record. Lineage: Eukaryota; Metazoa; Chordata; Mammalia; Carnivora; Ursidae. The transcript is spliced from 7 exons.